GAGCCCGAGUUCAGGUACACAGCGGGGCUGCACGGGAACGAGGUGCUGGGCCGGGAGCUGCUGCUCCUGCUGAUGCAGUUCCUGUGCAAGGAGUACCAGGACGGCAACCCCCGGGUGCGGAGCCUGGUGACCGAAACCCGCAUCCACCUUGUGCCCUCCCUCAACCCCGACGGCUACGAGCUGGCCCGCGAGGCGGGCUCCGAGCUGGGUAACUGGGCGCUGGGCCACUGGACGGAGGAGGGCUACGACCUCUUUGAGAACUUCCCUGACUUGGCUUCAGCACUGUGGGCGGCUGAGGAGAGGAAACUGGUGCCCCACAAGUUCCCCAACCACCACAUCCCCAUCCCGGAGCACUAUCUGGCUGAGGAUGCCGCGGUGGCGGUGGAGACGCAGGCCGUCAUGGCGUGGAUGGACAAGAACCCCUUUGUGCUGGGAGCCAACCUGCAGGGCGGGGAGAAACUGGUGUCUUACCCCUUCGACACGGCCCGGCCCGUCAGCGAGACGCCAGCAACCGCCCCUCGCCUGCCAGACGACUACGAGGAUGACAACCCCGAGCUGCACGAGACGCCCGACCACGCCAUUUUCCGCUGGCUCGCCAUCUCCUACGCCUCGGCCCACCUCACCAUGACCGAGACCUUCCGUGGGGGCUGCCACACACAGGACAUGACCAACGCCAUGGGCAUUGUGCAGGGGGCCAAGUGGCACCCGCGGGCUGGCAGCAUGAACGACUUCAGCUACCUGCACACCAACUGCCUGGAGCUCUCCAUCUACCUGGGCUGUGACAAGUUCCCCCAUGAGAGCGAGCUGCAGCAGGAGUGGGAGAACAACAAGGAGUCACUGCUCACCUUCAUGGAGCAGGUCCAUCGGGGCAUCAAGGGCUUAGUGACAGACCAGCAGGGAGAACCCAUUGCCAAUGCUACCAUCGUUGUGGGGGGCAUCAACCACAACAUCAAGACAGCCAGCGGCGGGGACUACUGGCGCAUCCUGAACCCGGGGGAGUACCGCGUCUCGGCUCGGGCCGAGGGCUACAACCCCAGCGUCAAAACCUGCAACGUCUUCUACGACAUCGGGGCCACCCAGUGCAACUUUGUCCUGUCGCGUUCCAACUGGAAACGCAUCCGGGAGAUCAUGGCCAUGAACGGGAACCGGCCCAUCCGCCGCAUCGUGCCCGGCCGCCCCAUGACGCCCCGCGAACGCAUGCGCCUGCGGAUGCGCCUCCGGCAUCGCCUGCGCCUCCGGCAGCAGAUAAGGCUGCGGCGUCUCAAUGCCACCACGGCCGCCAGCGGCCCCACGGCCCUGCCGCCCACCACGGCCCUGCCCUCGCCCUUCAGCAGCACUGCCUACGCGCCCUGGAGCCAAGAGCCACCCACAGCCGGCACCUGGGAGAUGGAAACCGAAACCGAGACGGAGGUGGUCACCGAGCUGGUGACGGAGACGGAGGCCUGGGAGCUGGGCACGGGGACAGCGCAGCCCUUCACCACGGCCGAGACCUACACCGUGAACUUUGGUGACUAGGAGAUGCCCGUCCCCUCACUUCCACCUCAAGCCAAGGCCGGACGCUCGCAGCCGGUUUGGUUUCACCUGCCGCAGGCUCCGGCAUCCACUUCUAAAAAUCUUUCUUUGAGCCCCGGGCAGCCCGUUCCGGGUGGGCUCCAGCUCCUCACCCAUGCUGCUUCCUAGGACUGCAGGGCACGCCACACCGAUGCUCGCCCCGAAGGCUGGGCGCCCGCGGAGCAUCCCCCUUGCCAGGCUCCAGAGCCAGGCAGGAAAGGAUGUUCUGCCCCAUCCCUCAGGGAUGGGCAGUGCCAGUUCUUGCCUGGCAAGGGAGGGGGUGAAGCAG
This is a messenger RNA of Athene cunicularia (burrowing owl), 1840 nucleotides long. RefSeq names its product adipocyte enhancer-binding protein 1-like. Gene Ontology annotation, biological process: proteolysis; negative regulation of transcription by RNA polymerase II. Gene Ontology annotation, molecular function: zinc ion binding; RNA polymerase II transcription regulatory region sequence-specific DNA binding; metallocarboxypeptidase activity. Lineage: Eukaryota; Metazoa; Chordata; Aves; Strigiformes; Strigidae. Bases 73 to 1515 code for a protein of 480 amino acids. The transcript is spliced from 6 exons. The record is from RefSeq and is a predicted model, not a curated record.